UAUCCCAGCAUCCCCCGCGGGGCAGCGGAGAGGAUCGGGCUAGAGCGGUGGCAGUAGCAGGCUGAGCAUGUCGGAGAAGAAGCAGCCCGUGGACCUGGGGCUUCUGGAGGAGGACGAUGAGUUCGAGGAGUUCCCAGCGGAAGACUGGGCAGGUUUAGAUGAAGAUGAAGAUGCACACGUUUGGGAAGAUAACUGGGAUGAUGACAACGUAGAAGAUGAUUUCUCCAAUCAGUUAAGAGCUGAAUUAGAAAAACAUGGAUACAAGAUGGAGACCUCAUAGUUUUCACUGAAAACUGAAUGAUUUAAAAUUGAACUGUAGAUGGAAUAUAUUGAAAAAGGAAGACAAGACAGCAAAUGAGAAGAAACAUUCAGUCAUUUAUCUAUCUUGGAUUUAUUUUUGUUUUGUAUAAAUAAUAAACAUUUUUAAUCUUAGCUGUA
Molecule: messenger RNA, 438 nt
Organism: Alligator mississippiensis (American alligator)
Lineage: Eukaryota; Metazoa; Chordata; Crocodylia; Alligatoridae
Gene: SEM1
Product: SEM1 26S proteasome subunit
Exons: 3
Coding region: 68-280 (70 amino acids)
Biological process (GO): mRNA export from nucleus; proteasome assembly; double-strand break repair via homologous recombination
Cellular component (GO): proteasome regulatory particle, lid subcomplex; proteasome complex
Source: RefSeq, a predicted model, not a curated record